Messenger RNA from Heteronotia binoei (common prickly gecko), 1978 nucleotides. Its product is annotated as centromere protein U-like. Lineage: Eukaryota; Metazoa; Chordata; Lepidosauria; Squamata; Gekkonidae. The record is from RefSeq and is a predicted model, not a curated record. Gene Ontology annotation, cellular component: nucleus. The coding region runs from base 339 to 1397 and encodes 352 amino acids. The transcript has 12 exons.
AGAGGCGGCGGCUGCGGCCCGCUGCGCUGCUGCUGCCUCUUCUCGCCUUCAUCUUAGCAGCUGCUGCUCCUCCGAGACGGGCUCAGCAGCCUCCGAAGGACUCGCAGCUCGCCAAGCUCCUUGGUUUCCGGUGUGUCAACCAAAUUGCCUCGCGUGUCACCAGUGACACGCGUGUCAUAGGUGCGCCAUCAUGGUUCUAACCAGUCUAUGCAGAAUUUAUACGUGAACGGAGACAGAUACACGAACAAGCAAACACGCCUGCCCUUUUGUAGUGGAGAUGCUACUUCAGAUCUUUAGGAGGAUGGCAGGAAUGCAACAUAUUUUAAAUACCAGUUAAUAUGCCAAAGAAAAAACCACGACAAGAAUCAAAGAAAUCAGAAGGAUGUAAAACCAAGUUGCAAAUGCAUAAUAAAUGGCUUCCUCCUGAAAUGCCAGAUGUAUCAAGAAUUUUGAAAGUUCCUGGAAGUGAGCAAGAAGAGGAGUCUGAUGAGAUUUUUAAUUUACCCUUGCAUAGUACUGCUGUGUCUGUUUACGAAGAUGAAGAAGUAGAAAAAGACCAACAUUCAGAACAUGAUGAGUCCAUCAGUAAUUCACCUGGCAACAGUGAACUUCGUGCUCCUGCCAUCAGUAAGGUAGCAAAACAAGGUCACAAACAGAAAAGCAAAAAUCAACUUGCCAUAAAAUCAAGGCGAGUGAUGAGAGAAGAUACUGAAUCAGAAAUGGUAGAAGAAAAUAUGAUGUCUAUGGUGACUGCUAAAUCCCCUGUGCAGCAAGAGGAGGGAUGUUCACCAGAGAUGGGGGCAGAAAACACUGAUCCAGAUGGUGAUACUACGCAUUCAGUAAAGAUUUGGCACCCCAACAGGGUUUCAAGGCAUGUCACUGAAUCGGAUGUUAUUCUGGAUGAGUUCGAGAAAAUAACAGUCCAGUACAAACGGGAAGUGGAGAUCAAAACAAUUAGGAAAGCUAUCGAUAGCUUUUAUAUUGGUUUCAGAGACCAGAUCAUCAAUACUAGCACAGCAACUGAGGAAUUGAGGAAAACAAAGCUGAAAAGAAUAAAGAUGGGUGGAAAGAUAAAUAAGAAAAGGCAUCGUUUGAUAGAAGUUAAAGAAGAGCUAAUUAGAACUGAACCACAGCUGAAGAAACUGCAAAGAGAAAGCACUGAACUAAAAAAGAAAAUAUCAUCUCUCAGAAAUGCAAGGCAGUUACUAAAAAAUUUAAAUGACCUAAUACAUGAAUAUGGCUGCAGCCAGAAGAAAGAUCCACAAGGAAAAGUAGUAUAUGGAGUUCAGAGUCUUCCUGCCCUCUUGGUGGAAUCACGAAGGAUUUUAGGAGCUGAAAGUCACUUUCAAAAUAUAAACUCAAAAUUACAACAAAUGUUGGAUUUGCAGAACAAGUAGAGAAAAAAUGAAAUACAAACAAUAAUGCAGAACUUUUAAUAGGACAAUUAGUCUUAAAUGUUGAAACAGAGAAAUAACUCAAUAGACCUGCAGAGCACCAAAAUGGCUUAGUAUACAACUGCUUUGACUGCAUAUUGUAUCAAGCACACAAGCUUGGCACAGAUUGCUGCAGCUUUUUAAUUUAUGUGCAAUGUGUGUAUGAUUUUGCUAUUGGUGUAUUUGUCAUAUUCUGAUAUCAGGUUUUUCAGCACAUGAGCAGUAAUCUUUUCCAAAAUAAUUCUUAAGAAGGUAUAAAUUAUUGUCACUUGAUUUGUUAUAUGCUUAGUGAAGGUAGGACAGACCAAACUCUGGGAAAUUCUAUUACUUCAGAAGCUUUUCUGAUGAGCUUAGGAAUGACAGAAGGCAAGUUGUAUGCAGAUACUUUUCUGUCUUCUCUCUAAGUAUUAACUAGUAAUCCAAUAAAGCUAAUUUUGAUAUUUUUGCGUAAAAAUGCAGAUUGUACUGAUGUGUAUAAGGAAGUGUUAUUAGUGUGUUUCAGCUGAAAUAAUAAAUACAAUAAAAGAUAAUAGCUUUUCAUUUGA